This is a messenger RNA of Plasmodium malariae, 3684 nucleotides long. RefSeq names its product WD repeat-containing protein, putative. The transcript is spliced from 9 exons. The coding region runs from base 1 to 3684 and encodes 1227 amino acids. Gene Ontology annotation, molecular function: dynein light chain binding; dynein heavy chain binding. The record is from RefSeq and is a predicted model, not a curated record. NCBI's taxonomy places the organism in Eukaryota, Apicomplexa, Aconoidasida, Haemosporida, Plasmodiidae. Gene Ontology annotation, biological process: outer dynein arm assembly; cilium movement. Gene Ontology annotation, cellular component: outer dynein arm.
AUGGAAGAAGGUUUGAGCACUAUUAAAAAAAUUAAAAGCAAUAUGAGCAAAAUUUGCUUUAACAAGUCGAAUAAGCUGAAUGCUGAUUUUAAAGAUGAUCAUAUUGAGAUAAUCUUAGAUAACAAAAACAUAACACCAAAGCCGAUAUAUUUCAGUUUUCAAGAAACGGAAACAAAGAAAUCGUUUGAUCAAAUUGACCAUUUACUAAAACAUUUUGAUGAUAAAAAUGAGGGAGACACCAAAAAAGAUGGUAUAACAGAAUCAUACGAUCAUGAAAAAAUAAGGGGCAUAUUAGACGAAAAUUUAAAAAUAUCACUAGAAAAAAAAAAGUAUAUACAUAGAGAUGUAAAACUAAGAAGCCCAUUAAAAUACGUUCAAGAUGAAAAAGAUAUUUUAGAAUCUUAUGAUGAAAUUUUAUUAAGCGAAACAGAAACAAUAACUCUAUUAAAUAUACCAAAUGUAAUAAAUGAUAUAGAAGAAGAAAAAUUGAUAAUUGAAGAAAAAAAUAAAAGAUAUGAAAAAUUAUUAAAUAAUGAUGAGAAUAAUUACAUAAAUAAGUCAAUGCAAACUUUAAAUGUAUUCAGAAAAAAUAAGGAUGUGUAUGUUUCUACUAUUAGCAAGCAAAAUAGAAGCUCCCAAACGAAUUUAUAUGAAUUGUACAAAUUAUCCAUACGAAACCCUUCAGACAUAUCAGAAUUAUUGCACAAAAAAUUCAUAAAAUAUAGAAACAAAAAGUUGAAAAAGAUAAUGGAUGAAUAUGGAGACUCCUUAAACAUUAACGAACGAAUAAUUUUAAAAAAGAACAUGUGGGUUCAAGUAGUUGACAAAAAUGUUGUUGAUAACAAACAUACAACAAUCAUACCGAAAUCUUUUUAUAAAUCUAAAAAGAAUAACACCUCCCUUUUUAAUACACUGUUCUUAACAAAAAACAUGUCUCGAACAUUAUCAAAUAAAAGCAGAACAUUCAGAACUAAGAACAGAUUUAAAAACAUGAAAACGAUGAAAUUUUUAACAAGUAGUUUUAGCGAAGAUGAAUAUUUAAUUAAGUCAAUAAUUAAAAAGAAAAAAGAGCAGAAUGAUAAUACAGAGGAAGGUCAAGAAUAUAUAGAAGACUCAAGUGUUAUGCCAUGGCAAAUAAAUAAUCCAAAAAAAAAUUUUAAUAAAACAAGUUUUGUACAAAUAUUAAAAACUAUUGAAAAACAUAUAGUACAAAACAUUUAUUCUUAUGAGCAAAUGAUUUAUAAAAACAUUAACGUAAAUUAUUUAUCAACAAAAAGAAAAGAUAACACCAUAAAGAUGUUCGACGGGGAAAAUUAUGAUGCUCUUACCAAUCCAAAUAUUAACUAUAAAAAAAAAAAAAUUAUUGUAAAAAUUAAGAUUAAAAAUAAUUUUAAAAAGUUAAUAAAUUUUCAUUUAAUUAACAAGGAUACUGAUACAAUUAAUGAAGCUAGAAAUUCUGGAAGGGACAUAAAUGAAAGAAGUGAUAAUAAUUUGGUUGUUUUUCUCAAUAAUAAUUUAAGUGACAUGGAUUAUACUAAUCUACUAAAAGAACGUUUAGAUAUUUUAUCAAAGAGAAAAAAAAAAAAAAUUAAUAAAGAAAUUUUAUCUAACAAAUUAAGGAAAGAAAUCAGAAAGAGAAUUAAAAAAAAAAAAAAAAAGGAAAAAACUACAGACAAGAAGGAGGAUUCUAGCACAAAUCUACACAUGCAGAAUGUAAGUGAUCAGAAUAAAAAUUCGGAUAAUAAAAAAGAAUUAACCAUAGAAAUAGGAAUAGAAGGUGAGAAUAAACCUGAAAAAGAUCAUCAAAUAUUAGAUAUUAUAACAAAUGAAGAGAGCAAAGAAGAUAAGAUAAAUAAAAUAAAUACGUUAAUCAUAGAUGAUGUUUUAAAAAAUAAUUGUAAUGAAGAAAAAAAAAAACAAAUUUCAGUAAAAGAAAAUAUAGAGAAAAAAAGAAUAUCAUAUGUAAUAAAAAAGAAAGAAAAAUUUUCAUCUAUAAAUGGUAAUAGAAUAAAAAUAAGUACUGAAGUUAAGCAAGAUGAUUACUCAUCUAAGUAUAACUAUGACAAUGAUGACAUAGUAUAUUAUAAGCAGAAUGGAGAAUAUAAUGAAAACAGGGAAAACAAUAUGCUAUAUAAUUCGAAAGUAAAAAAAUAUAUAAAGAAUAUAUCAAUAGAUAAACUGUUUCAGUUUCAUUAUAAAAAUUUAGAGAAAAUAGUAACAUCAAUAGAUACAAAUAAGUUCUAUCAAGAUUACAUAACAGCUAGCUAUUCUAACACUUUAGAUAUUGGUAGUUUUCAAAAUAGUAAGGGAAAUAUUGCUAUAUUUAGUUUCCUCAAUCCAACAUACCCAUUAAAAUUAUAUAACUUAAAUACGAGUGUUAUGAAAAUUAAAUAUUCUAAUAUUAAUCCUAAUAUUUUAGUAGCUGCAUUGUGUAAUGGGCAUAUUGAUAUUUACGAUAUUAGAAAUAGUGAUAAGUCUCCUGUUCUGAAAUCAACAACAAUAAAAAAUUAUUAUGAAAACUGUUUUGAACCUAUUUACGAUUUCUCUUUUAAAAAUAGUUUUGCUACCAAUAAUACAUUAGAAAGCGUUUUUUAUUCAGCACAUGAAAAUGGGUUUGUAUAUCAAUGGAACAUAGAAAAAGAAUUAAAAAAUAAAGAAAUUUUGUAUUUAAAAAAUAAAAAAAAUGAUUUAUAUCAAGAUUUAUCAUCUGUAUUUGAAAAUAAAAAUCAUGCGAAUAAACCAUUUAAUUCGUCCAUAACAUGUAUCGAUAUAGAUAACUAUAUGCACCAUGAUCAAGAUUUUAUUAUGAGCAAUAUAGGGAAAGACUCUUCGAACAAUUUAAAUGAAAAGGGAAAACUUUAUGACCACCUUACUGAGAAUUGUGCAAAUAGGAAAAAUCAGGAAUCAGUAGAUGAACAGAAACAAAUAGUUAAUCAUGUGUGUGAAGGGAUAAAUAAUAAAGCAGAGAACACUGUAGCAAUGAAUGAUAUAGAUGUGAAUAAUAUAGCAGAUCAUAAGAGUAAUGAUGUGGUGGAAAAGUAUACUAAACAGAUAUCAAAGGAAGAAGAGUUACUGAAUCACUAUAAGAACAUCACGGAAAAUAUUAUUGACAAGAAAAUCAAACCGACGCAUUCGUACUACUACCUAGGUACAAAGAAUGGCAUAAUAUACAGGUGUAAUAGCUGCUAUCAAAAAUCCUAUUUAAAUUAUUAUGUUGCACAUUUUGGUACUGUUAAUAAAAUUAAAAUAAAUAAAUUUGAUCAUGAUAUUUUUCUAAGUGCUGGAGAUGACUGCACAGUAAAGUUAUGGAGUAAGUUCUGCAAUAAUCAAAUUACAACAUUUAAAUCGAAGAAUUCCUUUUCCUCAAUCAACGAUAUAUUAUGGUUACCUAAUAAUUCUACAUCCUUUAUCUGCUGCUCUGAUGACGGCAGGGUAGAAUUAUGGGACUUCGAUUUUUUUUCAAAGGACCCUUUAAUUAUUUUCUACCCUAAUCCUGUCGAGUCAUCAAGAAUUAUAUCCCUAAAAAUGUUCAACAAAAAUGACAUAUUGCUGUGUGGAGACAACUUAGCAAAUGUAUCGAUGACGAAAAUAAAAAAUUUGUUUAACCCAGAAUUAGAUGACUAUGAACAAAAGAUGAAGUUAACAAAUUGUCUAAAAAAUUUAGAUACCUAUGACUAUUUCUAA